Trypanosoma conorhini is the source of this 1362-nucleotide messenger RNA. RefSeq names its product putative serine/threonine protein kinase. Gene Ontology annotation, molecular function: protein serine/threonine kinase activity; ATP binding. The record is from RefSeq and is a predicted model, not a curated record. Gene Ontology annotation, biological process: protein phosphorylation; intracellular signal transduction. The transcript has a single exon. Gene Ontology annotation, cellular component: cytoplasm. NCBI's taxonomy places the organism in Eukaryota, Euglenozoa, Kinetoplastea, Trypanosomatida, Trypanosomatidae. The coding region runs from base 1 to 1362 and encodes 453 amino acids.
AUGGGUCGUGUAAUUGGCAAGUACAGGCUUGGCCACACGCUGGGGAGCGGCAACUUCUCCAAGGUGCGGGUGGGGUAUGACACGGAGGACGGAAGCACGUGGGCCAUCAAGAUCAUCGAGAAAAGUCGUAUUGAGCUCGAGAGGCUGGAUAAGAACCUUAAGCGCGAGGUUGCCGUAAUGAGGAGUCUCAACCACCGGAAUAUUGUGCGGCUGCGGGAAGUUAUGCAAACACCCAAUCAUAUUUACUUGGUGCUGGAGUACGUGCCGGGUGGGGAGUUGCUCGAUAAGAUAGUGGAGGCGAAGCGCUUUGAUGAGAAUACAGCGAGACGUUAUUUUCAUCAGCUCAUCGCUGGGUUGCACUACUGCCACAGCCGUGGUUUUGCCCACCGCGACCUGAAGCCGGAGAACCUGCUGCUCGACGCGAACGGGACGCUGAAGAUCUCUGAUUUUGGCCUCAGCAACCGGCAGCAGGAUGUUCUGCUUGAGACAGUGUGUGGGACGCCCAACUAUGUUGCACCGGAGGUUUUGACGGAGCGAGGCUACAAUGGGCUGUCGGCAGACAUAUGGAGCUGUGGCGUCGUGCUGUACAUGAUGCUUGCUGGUGUUUUCCCUUUUGAGGAUGACUCAUUAAAUGCUUUGUGUACAAAGAUUGAGCGUGGCGAGUACCAGAUGAUUAGGCACGUGUCCGAGGCAGUGAGGGACCUGAUUGCGCGGAUGCUGACGGUGGACCCGAAGAAGCGCAUCACGAUGGAGGGCAUCAUCGCCCACCCAUGGUUUCAGGUAGGCUGGGAGCAGGUGAGUGAGACGGCGGACGUGGUUGGUUCUACUUGCAGCGAUGUGUCCUGUGUGACAAAAGUUAGUCCAAACUCUUUGCGCAACUCGUCGGCUGCCUCUGGGGCAUGUCGUGAUACCGUGGCGAGUAGUACCCGCGGCAACAGUUUUUCUGAGGCGAGGGCGGAUGACAAGGAUGCACCGAUGCAGGAAUCCUGUGUAGAACAUGUGGUGCCGGACGAUGAUGGCCUCCCACCGCCGGGUAAAUUAGAGGUUGAUGCAGGUGCGCGGUUUUUUUUCAGAGGGACACUUGCGGACGUUGUGGAGGCCCUGCUCAGCCUGGACGCGAAUCCACGAGAAAAACGGCAUAUGGAGCUCAAAGGGUACGUAGAUGCCGCGAAGGGUCUCCUGACGUACACAGUGGUGAUCACGGAGUUGAAGCUUCCCGGGGUUUUGAGCGCCGAGAUGCGUCAUGGACGGGGAGCUGCGUCUGAUUUUCAUAACUUGUACACCAAGUUGCUCGCAGCCAUGCGCAGCAAAUUAUGUGGCCACGACGCGUGCGUGACAAAUGACGUCAAUAAUGAUGUGUGA